AUGGCCUCAAAAACUGCAGUCCGAUAUCUCGCGAAGAGCUUGACCCGACCGACGGUCGCGGCUGGUUCAACAACCCGAUGCGCUCGACUGGCCGCCGCCAGCAUACCAGCCAUACGAACAUUCAGCGACUCGCCACGCACAUCUCCGCUAUCUGCCUCAAGUAGAAGACAACGGCCGUCGUUAAGAUCUGGUGGACAGACGAGCGCCACGUCUCCGGCGCCUAAUGCGCAGGCACGGCGUACCAUCUUCAUCCAGACGGAGGACACGCCCAAUGCCGAUGCGCUCAAGUUCAUACCAAACCACACAGUCAUACCCGAUGGCUUCCCUUCCACGUUCCUCGAGUACCUCUCACCACGAUCCACAUUGGCGCCGCCUCACCCGUCACCGCUUGCUGCGCAGCUAAUGAACGUGGACGGCGUAACAAGUGUGUUCUACGGCAAGGACUACAUAACUGUCACGAAAGACAGCACCACGCCAUGGCCUCACGUCAAGCCCGAGGUUUUCGCUCUCAUCACAGAGGCCGUCACGACUGGACAGCCCAUUGUCAAUACGGUGGAGAACAAGACGGGAGAGGAAGGACAAGGAAGCUCGAACAGCGAGGUCACAGCGACAUAUGAUCCGGAGGAUGAGGAAGUCGUGGGAAUGAUUCAAGAGCUGCUAGAUACCAGGAUUCGCCCAGCGAUCCAAGAAGACGGAGGAGAUAUUGAGUUCCGAGGUUUCCACGACGGCCAGGUCAUGUUGAAGCUGCGGGGAGCGUGCAGGACAUGCGAUAGCAGCACCGUCACGCUCAAGAAUGGAAUCGAGAGCAUGCUGAUGCACUACAUCGAGGAGGUUAAAGGUGUCCAGCAGGUCUUGGAUCAGGAAGAAGAAGUUGCUUUGCAAGAGUUCGCGAAAUUUGAGGAGAAGCUGAAGGCGGCGAAGGGUGAUGCACCGGAGACCAGCGCCGGUGCAUGA
Zymoseptoria tritici IPO323 is the source of this 954-nucleotide messenger RNA. RefSeq lists its product as uncharacterized. The transcript has a single exon. Gene Ontology annotation, biological process: iron-sulfur cluster assembly. Bases 1 to 954 code for a protein of 317 amino acids. The record is from RefSeq and is a predicted model, not a curated record. Gene Ontology annotation, molecular function: iron ion binding; iron-sulfur cluster binding. Gene Ontology annotation, cellular component: mitochondrion. Lineage: Eukaryota; Fungi; Ascomycota; Dothideomycetes; Mycosphaerellales; Mycosphaerellaceae.